UCUCGAUGGUUUUAUGACACCAGAAAAGGCGAUUCAAGACGAAUACGGAUUGAACACUAGAUAAAAAGCAAUCUCUCUUUUUCCCUUUCUUCUUCUUUUUCACUCUUUUCUUCUUCAAUGACAAUCACAGAACAAUCGCCUCUCUUGGGAAAACAAGUUGUUAAAAAACCAUCACCAUGGUAUAUUAUUGCACCUAUGUUUGCUGUCACUUUUGCUUUUGGUGCAUUGUAUGCUCCACUGAUUCAGUUCUAUACUGUUGUGUUUUGUUACAAAUAUUAUGAGUCUCAAGCAAACAAUAACCUUGAAGGAGAUGUUCCAUCUAUUGAAGACUGCGCUAUUCCUGAAGUUCAAGCAAUUGUAUCAAAAUCACAGGCUAUUAUCAUGUUCUUGACUUCUGCUUCAUGCUUAUUAUCUGCAAGUUAUUAUGGUUCUCUAUCUGAUAGAAAAGGUCGUCGUAUUGUGCUACUCAUCAGCUCAUUGGGUAGCAUGAUGACUAUGAUCGCUUACAUCAUGACAAUCCAAUAUACCCAUAUCUUUGGUAUUUCUUUGCUUUUCAUUGCACCCAUUAUUCGUGGUUUAUUUGGUGGUGAUAAUAUCCUUAUCGUGACAGCACAGGCUUACAUUUCAGACUGUACUACGCCCAAGUCAAGAACCAUUGCUUUUGGCCAUUUGAUGGCAGUUGUCUUUUUAGGUCCCACUAUUGGACCCACUGUAUCUUCUUAUAUUCUCAAGACAACAGGAAACAUCACACAUGUAUUUAUAAUGGUCCUUUUGGUUAAUAUCAUAUUCGAACUCUAUGUGUAUUUUAUCCUGCCAGAAUCUCACGAUUUUACCAAGUUUAACGCUAAAAAAAAGACCACUUUCCUGCAACGCAUCAAUGUAUUUUCGGCCCUCAAUAUCUUAUUUACCACGGCUUCUAAGCACGCCAACCGAUACGCUCUUGUGCUUGCAGGUGGUAUUCAAUUCUUCUUAAACAUGCUUAUCAUGCCUCCCACACUCCUGUAUGCCAUGCUCAAGUUUGGCUGGACCGCUUAUGAAGGUGGACUCUAUAUCAGUUUAGCUGCAUUUACACGAUUAUUGGUCAUGGUCCUUAUUCUUCCGGUGGUUUCAAAAUUGUUUCACAAGAACAAAGCUUUUGUUGAUAAGGAAAGAAAGUCAUCUUUUGCUUCAACCUCUACUUCAUCUUCUUCUCUUGCUCAAGAACGAAAGAACGAAAAGCCGAAAGACGAUCAGCCUCAUACAGAACAAGACUAUCAACAUAUAAUUAAAUUUGAUACUUGGAUGAUUCGUAUCGGCAUGUUGGUGGAAAUGCUUGGCUUUAUUGCGUUUGGGUUUGUCAAGACAUCCACUGAACUUGUGGUGGUCGGUUCUCUUCAGAGUUUUGCCUUGUUGGCUGGUCCUUCAAUUCGGUCUCUUCAAGUGACUUUAGUCAGUCCAGCUCAAGUUGGUGAACUGAUGGGCGCUAUUGCUGUUGUCGAAUCCAUUAGCAGUAAGUUUUUUUUAAAAAAAGUCAAAGACGGUUGAUACUAAUCAUAGCUAUCUAGCAAUUGCUUCCCAAUUGACGAUAAAUACUAUUUAUAGUGCAUCUGUCAAAACGAUGCCUGAACUUACAUUUUUUGUCUGUGCUGCGAUUGCUGGUACUGCUUUUGUUUUAGCUUGUUUUAUAUACCCUUCUAAUCAACAACAUUCUGAGGAACAAGAAGCUUAAAUUUAUCCAUGUACUAAAAACAAACAAAUUUACUUCUUUGAUUACCCCAUAUUUGUUGUUAUUUCGAUUUUAUUUGGUAUGAGUAAAAUUUAGAUGAUAUAUUUGGCGUGCUUUUCGUCCUCAGUUUUUGCACUUUUUUUUGGAGUACCAAGCUUAGCAUGAGAUCUUCAUUUAUACACUAACUUUUCUUACCAUUUCUUUUUUUGAAUCAAUCUGACAAGCCAUUGAUAAGCAUAAUAGUACCAAAAGUGUGUUGGUAUCCUGAUACAGGCAAGUGUUUUCCUA
This is a messenger RNA of Gilbertella persicaria, 1993 nucleotides long. RefSeq names its product major facilitator superfamily domain-containing protein. The transcript is spliced from 5 exons. Gene Ontology annotation, cellular component: membrane. The coding region runs from base 118 to 1524 and encodes 468 amino acids. Gene Ontology annotation, molecular function: transmembrane transporter activity. NCBI's taxonomy places the organism in Eukaryota, Fungi, Mucoromycota, Mucoromycetes, Mucorales, Choanephoraceae. The record is from RefSeq and is a predicted model, not a curated record. Gene Ontology annotation, biological process: transmembrane transport.